This is a messenger RNA of Rhipicephalus sanguineus (brown dog tick), 2127 nucleotides long. It is a transcript of the gene NTPase, whose product is annotated as ectonucleoside triphosphate diphosphohydrolase 2. Gene Ontology annotation, molecular function: GDP phosphatase activity; UDP phosphatase activity. The coding region runs from base 133 to 1827 and encodes 564 amino acids. Lineage: Eukaryota; Metazoa; Arthropoda; Arachnida; Ixodida; Ixodidae. The record is from RefSeq and is a predicted model, not a curated record. Gene Ontology annotation, cellular component: plasma membrane. The transcript has 7 exons. Gene Ontology annotation, biological process: nucleoside diphosphate catabolic process.
CAUCGUUGGGCCGCGUCAGAUUUGUCGUGCGCUCGGCAGAUUUAUCUGGUCGUCGCUCCGGCCCAUCGCGUCAGUUCUGCGCGUUUUAAAGCAGUCGACGUGGAGGACUUAGGCCGCUGCUAAACGUCGAGCAUGGAAGUGAAGCUCAAGAGCGCCGCGGCACCCGACCGCAGCCCGGUGACCGUGCGCACGCAUGCGGGUGCCACGGCCGACAGCCUGCUUGGCGCUUUCUGUCACGACCUGGGCCAGGACUACGACCCGCGGCUGGCCCUCUACACGCGCUCCAACGAGCCGCUGCGCGGAGGGGCGUCGCUGCAUGCGAUGCGCGUGCAGCCCGGUGACACGCUGUUCGUGCGCCAUCAGCGCUCACCGCACCUGUUCCUUGCCAACUGGGGACUGCUUGGCGUCAUCUGCGCGGUGCUCGGACUGCUCGGCCUGCUGCUCGUGUCCAUGGCGUACGGGCUGACGGGCGGCCGUGUGCCCUUCGUGCAUGGCGUCGUGGUGGACGCUGGCUCGAGUCACAGCCAGGCCACGCUUUACUACUGGGAGGGCGCCAAGUACUUCGGCACCGGGCGCGUCGUGCAGGUGGACUUCCGCGAAAUCGACGGCGGCAUCAGCAGUCUUGGGCCGCGCAAGACGGGUCCGGCUCUGGAGCAUGCCGUGAAUGAGGUGCGCGGAGAGCUUGAUGCACCUGUCUUCCUCGGCGCCACAGCCGGCAUGCGGGUGCUCAACCUCACCAACCCGAUGGAAGCCGAUGCCAUCCUCAUGGCUGUGGAGUGCGCACUGAAGCCACUGGGCCUGCAGCGAGCUACCAUCCUGAGCGGCCACGAUGAGGGCCUUUUUGCCUGGCUCUCUACCAACUACUUAUUCGAAGUGAUCCCUCCGAAAUCGGGAAAUCCUAUGACCCUUGGUGCCUUGGACCUUGGAGGAGCAUCUACGCAAAUAUCUUUUGCUGUUGAUGGUAAUAGAUCAGGAAACGAUGUAAGCAGCCUGCAGCUAUAUGGCCGGCGCUACAACGUGUUCUCUGUGUCAUACCUCUGUUAUGGAGUGAACGAGCUGCAUAGGCGGUAUCUGGCCAAGAUAAUAACUGAACAGGACUAUGAAUAUUCAACACCUAUGAAAAGCCCAUGUCACAACUCCGGCUUCAGCUUCAAUGUAACAGCAGAGGAGGUGUUUGACAACUUCUGCACGAAGACCUCUGCAACUGAGCAAUGGCUGAAGGAUCAUCCCACUGCAGUUUUCACAUUUAUUGGCGAUGGCACGAGUGCUGGAUGUCAAAAUUUUAUUCGGCAGCUGUUGGACCCCAACGAGUGCAAGAAAAACUACACUAGCUGCAUGGAGAAGCCUUCAGUUCCUGUACCUCAUGAUAUGAAGUUUGUUGGUGUUUCUGCCUACUACUAUACCCUCAAGGCGCUCAACUCUACAGGCAAAUCCCUUAGUGCCUUCAAGAAUGCCUCCGACUGGAUUUGCUCUGUACCCUGGAAUGAAGCUGUGAAGACUGGCAUCCCCAAGCGAUUCCUCUCUCGCUACUGCCUGCAGGCUAUGUACAUCCGAGAUCUGUUGCUGGAUAAGUAUGGAUUCUCCGAGGAGAGCUGGCCCAACCUGUCAUUUGAAAAGACAGCCAAUGGCUAUGAAUUGGGCUGGUCACUGGGUUUCAUGAUCAACGCUACAAAUGCCAUUCCUGCUGCUGAGCCAUCAACACCCAGCAUUGGCCUCAACCUCUUUGUCUUGCUCGUGGUGCUCUUCGCUCUGCUCCUGGUGCUGGCCGCAGUGUUCCUCCUGCUGGCACGCAAGCAGUCUCGGGCCCGGCGCAACCCUCCGUCCUAGGCCGCCACCAGGGGCAGCAACAGCAGCAGCAGCAGUAAUGGGAGACUCACUGCCACGCUGACGGACUGGUCACUCAGCUCUUCGUCCACUGCAAUUCAAAUGAGCUUCCUGAUGCAUACUCUUUGUCACGCAGCACUCAGGCGUGGUGCACAACGCUGCACCUUAUUGGUGCCGGUUGCUCAAGUGCGCCACUCCUUUUCUCAAGACAUCAUUUAUUCACCUGUGCCUUUACAGUGGGUGGGGCCUUUUAUACAGUUUACACAUUUUGAUGGAAUGGAUAUCUUUAUUGACUGUUGGUAA